AUGACAUCGUUGGCGUUGGUCCUUCGCGUUGCAAUCGCUCUUAACACCCAAGGAUUCUUCCAGCCAGAUGAAUACUUCCAAGCAUUAGAACCUGCCCACCAUUACGUCUUUGGAUAUGGCCACCUCACAUGGGAGUGGGUUAGUUCAGCACCCCUUCGGAGCAUCAUCUACCCUGCGUUGAAUAUACCUCCCUUUUGGCUUAUCAAAACGAUGGGCCUUGAUGAAAGAUACCCUGAGCUACUCAUAGCAGGCCCACGGAUCGUCCAUGGUUUGUUGGCUGCCAUCACAGAUAUAGGGACCCGUGAAAUUACAAGACGAGUUCUCAACGAUGCGUUUGUACCAACUGCGUACUUUGUCUCUCUGACAUCUCUAUUCCACUCGUUGUCGCUUUCACGUUCCAUGUCGAAUUCCCUUGAGACAUCGUUGACGACAGCUGCACUAAGCUACUAUCCUUGGGACAAUGCGCGGUCCGCUGCAGGUGCAGUCGUUCAAAUGCGCAUGUGUAUUGUGUUUGCUGCGCUGGCGUGCGCAAUCAGACCCACCAAUGCUAUCAUCUGGGUUUAUAUGUUUGGCCUCUUGUUGAAUUUUCUGCGUGUCAAUGCGUCGCCCGUGUCUUUGUUCUACGGCUCCAGCUCUUGGCAUUAUUACCUAUCUCAGGCCCUCCCAAUUCUCAGUUCUACAUCCUUGCCAUUCGCGCUGCAUGGUAUGCACCUUGCAACAAUGCUCGGCUGUAUCGCUUGGACAUUGGCGGUAUUCUCAUUUGUUGGACAUAAAGAAUGGCGUUUUCUCCACCCACUCCUGCCGAUGUUACACAUCUUUGCGUCAAGCGCGAAUGCCGACGUCAAAGUUUCCCGGGAGAAGAGAAAGAACGUAAUACCCAAAACCUUCUCACUCCCAAUUCGCACUCGAGAUCUAUGCCUUCUCUUACUGGCCGUCCCAGCCUCGAUAUAUGUGGUGUUCUUCCAUUGCGUAGGACAAAUCAAAGUCAUGUCGUAUUUGCGAAGCUUGCCUCCCGAGAACCUGACGUCAGUAGGGUUCUUGACACCUUGUCAUUCGACCCCCUCGCAGCCACCCGGGAGAAUGUGGGCUCUUGGGUGUGAGCCACCACUGGGGCUUCAACAUCCUGGCGACUAUAAGGACCAGACAGAUAUCUUUUUCGAAGCGCCUUUGGAAUAUAUGCGAACGCAUUUUCCAUCGCGUAUUGUUGAACAAAGUUCACGAUCUUGGGAUUUAGGCUGGCGGCAUGAGUGGCCACAAUAUAUAGUACUAUUUGGUGCACUUCUACGGGAGCCGGGUGUGUUGGACCUAUUCCGGGAUCAGGGUUAUGACGAGGUAUGGAAGGGUGGGUUUGAGUGGGAAGGAGAGGGACAGAGAAGGGGCGCUGUUCGGGUCUGGAAACACAUCCGUUGA
Molecule: messenger RNA, 1410 nt
Organism: Suillus subalutaceus
Lineage: Eukaryota; Fungi; Basidiomycota; Agaricomycetes; Boletales; Suillaceae
Product: glycosyltransferase family 22 protein
Exons: 10
Coding region: 1-1410 (469 amino acids)
Biological process (GO): GPI anchor biosynthetic process
Cellular component (GO): endoplasmic reticulum membrane
Molecular function (GO): alpha-1,2-mannosyltransferase activity
Source: RefSeq, a predicted model, not a curated record